GCGCCCUUCUUCCUGUACGCUGCCUCUUUACCUCUGCCGCUUAUCUGGCCGCAUUGCCCAUACAAGUCGCCACUCGUCCCCUCAUUGGUGUUUUUCCUGCGGUGGUGCAUAAUAUUACUUCUACUCCUAGCCAUGUUCUUGGUUGUCAUUCCUUUCUUCGCUAUCAGCCUUCUUAUCAAGAUGUGCAGCUCGGAGGACAUUGCAGACUUCAAUAUGAAAAGGCUGGGUCCUGAGCGUAGCUGGGACUGGGCGGCCGAAUUAGUUGCGCGAUACGUUACAGCUGCAUUCGACUCCGACCAGGACUUCUGGGCCAAGCAGGAGGUCAAACAGUUGGCGAGGAAGGAGGAAGGAGAUACUAUGCACGGCGGGGGUGGUGCGCUGGCACGGGCACCUGCAGCCGUUGCGCGCAGCCAGCUGGACCGCCUCGAGCCUUGUCUUCUGUCGCUCCCUGUUCCGGAGCGAACGCGCGUUAUGGUGCAAUGGAUGUCGUUUUACUUCGGUGUCAGCGGCGAAGACUUUGCCCUAUUGGACCACAGGUCGCCGAUUGCCCUGAAUAUUUUGUCUAGGGUCAACCGUGCUUUCGCUGACACGUACCAUCAAUUCUUGCUCAAGACAUUGCCGGACGAAUGGUCAUCUCGCGACUGGGUAUACAAGGACAAGGACAUGGCCUGUAUUCUCAUUUUGUUAACUUGGAUAUACAAGGCCGAUUUCGCCAGUCAAUUGCGACCUAUCUGGGUCCCGUUACUGAUCGAAAUAUGUGAAUCACAAGGUACCGGCCUCGAUCUCGUCAAGUCGAGCAAUGAUUACGACGUACUUCGAUAUCCCACCGUAUGCCUCUUUGAAUCUACCGUGACAGGUCUACAUAAACCCAGUUCGAUCGAGGUAGACCGGAUGGUCUCACUGGCAACCAAACGUAUCCCGCGACUGGUAGAGAUUAACCAGCGGUUUGAGAACGGCUACCUCGAGCAAACAGUGGACAUGGCGCUCGGAGCUGUCGCCGCGUCUCUCCAUGCCGUUUCGCAAGACGAGCAUGCCACGUACGACAAGCCACAGAAUAUCCGUCAUCUGCUAGAGGAGUUCGAUCGCUUUGUCGUCGCCCAACGGCAGGGAAUUCGAUAUAUGGCCAAUUUAUCCCUGAAGCAACCGGACCAAGUCUUGGUCGUCACUCGCAAGGCGAUGAAAUCCGUCGUGGACUCCCUCCUGGAUCUGGCACAAGGCGAUCGGCUACCCAUCGAAAUAGCUCAGGCACUCGCUCGAAAUCUCAUGGAGACCUGCAAAGAGCAGCGUGCGUUCGAGGACAUCAUGCCUUCCUUGAAUCGCUUAUCCGAAAUAGUGAUGCCAAAUGCAUACAUCACCGACAGAUUCUCGACCGACCCUUCUUAUAUCGCUUUCCCUGAUCUCCCGUCGCAUAAUCCAUCAUAUUCGCAAUUGAUGGCACGCGGGGACCGCGAAGAGACUGACUGGCUGUUACAUCGGAGCACGAGCUCGAUCCCCAUGGUUACAUAUCUCCCAGAAUCAUUGUCCGCAGACGGGGUUGAAAGUCCACGAAACCUGUAGGGUGUCUCCGCGUCCCACGCU
Molecule: messenger RNA, 1578 nt
Organism: Phanerochaete carnosa HHB-10118-sp
Lineage: Eukaryota; Fungi; Basidiomycota; Agaricomycetes; Polyporales; Phanerochaetaceae
Exons: 5
Source: RefSeq, a predicted model, not a curated record